This is a messenger RNA of Colletotrichum spaethianum, 510 nucleotides long. Its product is annotated as histone chaperone ASF1. Gene Ontology annotation, biological process: DNA replication-dependent chromatin assembly. NCBI's taxonomy places the organism in Eukaryota, Fungi, Ascomycota, Sordariomycetes, Glomerellales, Glomerellaceae. Bases 1 to 510 code for a protein of 169 amino acids. Gene Ontology annotation, cellular component: nucleus. Gene Ontology annotation, molecular function: histone binding. The record is from RefSeq and is a predicted model, not a curated record. The transcript is spliced from 3 exons.
AUGUCGAUCGUCUCGCUCUUAGGUGUUCAGGUUCUGAACAACCCCGCCAAGUUCACGGACAAGUACGAGUUCGAGAUUACCUUUGAGUGCCUCGAGUCCUUGGAGAAGGACCUCGAGUGGAAGUUGACCUACGUUGGCUCGGCUACCAGUGAUCAGUAUGACCAGGAACUUGAUAGCCUUCUGGUUGGACCCGUCCCCGUCGGCGUCAAUAAGUUCAUUUUCGAGGCCGAUGCGCCCAACACCUCCAGAAUCCCCGACGCCGACAUUCUCGGUGUCACUGUUAUCCUUCUGACCUGCGCCUACGAUGGUCGCGAGUUUGUCCGCGUCGGCUACUAUGUCAACAACGAAUACGACUCGGAGGAGCUCAACGCGGAGCCUCCCUCCAAGCCCAUCAUCGAGCGCGUCAAGCGCAACGUCCUUGCCGAGAAGCCGCGUGUGACUCGUUUUGCCAUCAAGUGGUAUGUUGUCAACAGUGCUGGGGAGGAAAACACGAAACAUCAGUGGAGCUAA